UUGGGGCAUUAUUAGAGGUAACAGUGUUCAUCAGCAGCUGAGAAUCCAAUCAAUCCAUCAUUGUACUUCCCGGCAGAAAAUAUUGGGAUUCCGGAGCCUCACCAUCUGAAAUCAGCAAAUCACCGCCUUCGCGCUGGGCAUAAUUUCCCCUGCUUCUAUAGCGACGAGUCAUCAUGCGAACUAGGAACGCUGGUUCUUCUAAAACAGCGGCGGCUAAGAAGACACCGCCGACGAGGAAAUCCGCAUCUAAAAGCCCGGCGAACGCACAAUCCCCUCAGACCAAGCGCACCUCUACGAUCAAAACUAGGCAGGCCAAGAAGAACGAGGCCUCGCCCUUACAAAACACAAGCGUUGAUGAGGAACCGGAGCUAUUAUCUGAUGAGGCAAAAGCAGAGGCUGAUGCUUCUCAGGUGACACCAGAGACAAAAGUUGUUACAGUUGCAAAGUCAGCACCAAAGAGGACGCCAAAGAGAGCAGUGGGAAGGCCUAGGAAUUCAACUAAAGCCAUUACUACCCGGGAACAAGAAGAACAAGUGGAGGCAAUAACUGAUGAAACACCGAAAAUGGAUGAUGUUGAAGUAGCUGAGAAAUUGGAGGAGCCUUUAAAUGUUAAUGUAGUCAAAGCAGAUGAAAUUGAAAAUAAGGAAGUGGACGAACAAGGUGUUGAGUUUGUUAGACAAUCUGCAGGGAAUGAACAACAUCCCAAAGUAGGGGAUGAGUGUAAUGCUGAUAGUGCUUGUGAGUUAGAAGAAAAGAGAAGAGACAUAGUUGAAGACGUUGUAUCUGCCUCCCAAGGUGUCCCUUUUUUAUUGAAUCAAGAAGAACCUACCAUGAUGGAGCACUCUGAAUCUCUGGAGAAUGAAGAACCCACUAGUGCAAAAGAAGGAGAACAAACAAAUGAAGAGGAUGGGGAAAAAGCAUCAGAAAAAUCAAUGAAUGAACAGACAACUUGUAGUGGAAUUAAAGAGCUAUGUGAUUCUGAUUCUGUCAGCAUGGAAAUAAAAGACCAAAGAGAGCAAGUGAAGGAAGAGGAUGGAGAAAAAGAAUCAGAAAAAUCAAUGGAAAAGGAGGGAGAAGGGGCAUUAGAGAAAUCCAUGCAAGAGGAGACAAGUAAUAUUAUACAUAACCAGGAAUCUAAUACUGAUUCUGUUGAGAAGGAAAUGACAAACCAAUUUCUGCAAGAUGAUGUUAAACCUGGAAAGGAGAACCCAAGUGGUGAUCAAGGUGGCAAGGGUUCUGAGGAAAGGCUGAAUCGUGAAGAACAAGGGGGGAAGGAGCUUGAGGCUGAUCGAGGGGAGCCUCUUGAAGAAGCUGAGACAUUGGAUGAGGAACGCAAGGAAUUGUCAACUAUGGCGAAGGAGCGCAAGAUUAAGAAAGAGAAUGAAAUAUUUGUUGGUGGGCUUGAUCGUGAUGCUACAGAGGAAGAUCUUAAAAAGGUUUUUGAGAAGAUUGGGGAGAUAGUUGAAGUCAGGUUGCAUAAAGAUUCUUCAACAAACAAAAAUAAGGGCUAUGCAUUUGUAAAAUUUUCUUGCAAGGAGCAUGCAAAGAAAGCUUUGUCAGAAAUCAAAAGUCCUAUUAUAUGUGGUAAGCGAUGUGGCAUUGCACCCAGUGAGGAUAAUGACACAUUAUUCUUAGGAAAUAUAUGCAAUACAUGGACAAAAGAAGCGAUCAAACAGAAGUUGAAGGAUUAUGGUGUUGAGGGUGUUGAAAACAUUACACUCGUCCCAGAUGUUCACCGUGAAGGAUUAAGCCGGGGCUUUGCAUUUCUUGAGUUCUCCUGUCAUCAUGAUGCCAUGCUUGCCUAUAAGAGGCUUCAAAAGCCUGAUGUAGUCUUUGGACAUGCUGAUCGAACUGUCAAAGUUGCCUUCGCUGAACCUGCUCGAGAGCUGGAUCCAGAGAUCAUGGCACAGGUGAAGUCUGUCUUCGUUGAUGGUCUUCCUCCUCACUGGGACGAGGGCUGCAUUAGGGAGCACCUUAAAGGUUAUGGUGAAAUUGUACGAAUUGUGCUUGCCCGGAAUAUGACUACUGCUAAGAGGAAAGACUUUGGAUUUGUUGAUUUCUCUACACAUGAAGCCGCUGUAGCUUGUGUUGAUGGUGUGAAUAGUUCAGAAUUUGUUGAUGGAAAAGAAAAGAUAAAAGUGAGAGCUAGACUUUCAAAUCCUCUGCCUAAAACACAGGCUGUCAAGGGAGGCAUGUGUGGUGGGUUCCGAAUUGGUCAUGCUCGGGGUGGAGCUUUUCCACGAUCUGGGAGGGGUUUUGCUCGUGGAGGACAUGCUGUCAACUGGGGAAAUUUUAAUAGGGAUCGGAAUUUUUAUCAUGGAGGAUAUGGUCAAAUUGGAAGAAUGGGUUUCAGUAAUGAUCUUAAUCUGAAUAAUGCUUAUCCAGAUUUUCAUCAGAGGCAACUUGGGGAACGGAUGAUUCCUUUGAGGGGUGGACACUAUGCAGGUGCACAAGGUGCUGCAGUUGCUGGUCCAUCUAGGCCUCAUCUUGACAGAGCCUGGUAUGGCACCCCUGAGAGAGGCCCUGGUGAACCUAUUCCCCCAAGGACGCCAUUCUCCCCUGAAGGACAGUUUGACAGGCCUUUUAUUGGAAGGCAUAUUGAUGAUCCAUAUUUUUAUGAAGACAGUGUGCAUGGGGUGAAACGGCCAUUUUAUAUGACUGACCCAGAUCCUAGUUACAUGGGGCCCGUUAGACUUCGUCCUCGACUGGAUUAUACAGAUCCUGCUGUAUUUCAUGGCAGUCGUUACCAUGAUUCUAUUGCUUCUGGCAGGGGACAGUACCCACAUGAUUAUUAUGGUGCUGAUUAUGGUGGGGGUCCAUAUUCAUCUUUUUAUGGGGGUGAAAACUCACAUGGGCGAAGAUACCACUACUAGAUUCAAGAAUCUUUUGGUGAGCUGGGACAUAUGAGAGGGCCUUCUCCAUCUAUGAGCUCGUGGUUUGCUGCCUGCAAUUAUGAAGUUCAAUAUUUCUUUUUCUGUCUUCACCCUGCUCUUGCUCCAUUAAACCUUUUUAGUUUCUGUUUGUUUUUGUCUGAGAUCAACAGGUGCUAUGACCUAGGUUAUUUAAUGUAUAGUGUGUAGGGUAGGCUGUUUAUUUGGGUCCUGGAGUAAGAUAUAAUAUGUUCUUGUAUUGAGAAUGGGCUAGACCUUCUCUUGCUUAGGCAUGAAGAGAUAAGGGACUGUAUUUGGGGUUGCUUUGUUGAAUGUACUCUAUCCGUGCGACUGAUCUAGCUUAUCAUUGAUGAUCAAAAGGUGCUAGGACAACUGGAAGCCUAGAUUUUUCAGGUGGAAAAUUUAUCUUUUGACAAAUUGAUGGGCAGGUUUGAUAUAUGAAUACGCAUAUUGAGGCUUUUGAGGUGUUCAGGAAGGUUGUGGAGAGUUAAAUUCAGUUACAAAUCACUUGCACGGUUAGGAGCCAUAUUGGAAGGAAUCUUAUUUAUUCAAGGAAUUAGCUGGGAGAAUGUGGUCUAAAUACAGUGAAAGGUUUCCUAUCUUCAUUUGGAAUAAUAAUCAUGGAUCUUUUAUGGAACAAGCAGUCAAUUAGAUUGAUUUCUGUCCUGAAAUAUGCUUAUUGUGAAUUUGGGUAUCCUUGAAGAGAUAUAUGUUUUACGUGUAGUGUGUUGAGUUUCUAAUUGAGAAUAAAACAUCUUUCGUUUUAUACGAGAA
Molecule: messenger RNA, 3665 nt
Organism: Neltuma alba
Lineage: Eukaryota; Viridiplantae; Streptophyta; Magnoliopsida; Fabales; Fabaceae
Product: nucleolin-like
Exons: 11
Coding region: 174-2873 (899 amino acids)
Molecular function (GO): RNA binding
Source: RefSeq, a predicted model, not a curated record